AUGGAUAAUACUGAUCUUCUUCACGAAUCAUUUGAUUAUGAUCAUUUUUUUGGUGAAAAUACAGAUGAAUUUCAUACAAUGACAUGUGUUGAAUCAAUAAAUUCCACAAAUGAAAAUCUACUAGAUUUAAAUAAUAAUAAUAAUGAUACACAAAUUAAAAAUCGUACAACAGGCAAUAUUUUAAUGGGUACAGAUGUAAAUGAAUAUUUCAGCUCUGGGGUUAAUAUAAUCAAUGGUCAAGUGAUUAAAACUGAAAAUGUACCACAAUAUUACAAUGGUAAUAC
This is a messenger RNA of Adineta steineri, 284 nucleotides long. The record is from the annotation of a GenBank genome assembly. Lineage: Eukaryota; Metazoa; Rotifera; Eurotatoria; Adinetida; Adinetidae.